CGGUGACGUAAUCAGCUGUGUCGUCACUUCCGGCCCUUCCCAGAGUUCUUCGCGGCAGCAAGAUGGCAGACGUUUUGGAUCUUCAUGAGGCGGGAGGCGAGGAUUUCGCCAUGGACGAUGAGGGCGACGAGAGUAUCCACAAACUGAAGGAGAAGGCCAAGAAACGGAAGGGGCGAGGCUUUGGCUCUGAAGAAGGUGCUCGGUCCAGACUGCGUGAAGACUAUGACUCUGUGGAGCAGGAUGGUGAUGAGCCAGGACCACAGCGCUCCGUCGAGGGUUGGAUUCUGUUUGUAACUGGAGUCCACGAGGAAGCUACCGAGGAAGACAUCCACGACAAAUUUGCCGAAUAUGGCGAAAUAAAGAACCUGCACCUGAACCUGGACCGGCGCACCGGCUACCUGAAGGGUUAUGCCCUGGUGGAAUAUGAGACCUACAAGGAGGCCCAGGCCGCGAUGGAGGGGCUGAAUGGCUCCGAGCUGGCCGGACAGCCCAUCAGUGUGGACUGGGGCUUCGUCAGAGGACCUCCCAAAAGCAAGAGGCGGAGUGGACGCAGGAGAAGCCGGAGUCCGGACCGGAAGCGACAUUGAUUGGAGGGGACCAAUGGAAAGGGGCGAUUGUAGCGGGGUUUGGGGUGGGGGCGGGGGUUAUUGGCCGAUGUUUCCAAGUGUUGUUUUGUCUCUGGGAUGUGUUGCCUUUCAUACCAGCCUAUCCUUUUCUUGCAGUGGGGCUUGGGAUCCGAAUUCUGGUGCGUGUCAGCAAUAAAACUCUUCAGUUAAACCCAA
Carcharodon carcharias (great white shark) is the source of this 782-nucleotide messenger RNA. RefSeq names its product RNA binding motif protein 8A (gene rbm8a). Gene Ontology annotation, molecular function: mRNA binding. The coding region runs from base 63 to 587 and encodes 174 amino acids. Gene Ontology annotation, biological process: RNA splicing. Gene Ontology annotation, cellular component: nucleus; cytoplasm; exon-exon junction complex. The transcript is spliced from 6 exons. Lineage: Eukaryota; Metazoa; Chordata; Chondrichthyes; Lamniformes; Lamnidae. The record is from RefSeq and is a predicted model, not a curated record.